Messenger RNA from Daldinia loculata, 3399 nucleotides. RefSeq lists its product as uncharacterized. The transcript is spliced from 2 exons. Bases 1 to 3399 code for a protein of 1132 amino acids. The record is from RefSeq and is a predicted model, not a curated record. Lineage: Eukaryota; Fungi; Ascomycota; Sordariomycetes; Xylariales; Hypoxylaceae.
AUGACCAAAGUACAGAAGUCAGACCCAGGCCUGCCUUCCAGGUCUGACAGCUUCUUGAGAAUGUUGGACUUGGAGAAAAGGUACAAGAUGCAACGUAUCCAAGGUCAUACCCCCGCGACGAUCGCAUCGCCAAGUACAAGUUCACCCUCCGCCCAGCCAGAUAAACCGUUUAAGGCUCGGCGUGCAAGCGGACAUCCUCCGCUUUCGCACCAAAUCCAGAUAAUGAAAGCCGUGAGGCGGAGCUCUGCUCUUCCAUCACUUUCAAUAUCUAUACCUUCUUCAGCCGAGGACCCUGCCGUGGCGACGAAUGGACCUCCCGGAGACCUACAACCGAAAAAGGAGGAGCGCACUAAAACGGUGACAUUCUCGGGUCCCGAGGAAGAGGACGGCGGCGAUUCUUCAGACCAGUCUUCCAUAUGCCAAUCACCUAGCUGGGAGCAGUACGGACGGAAGAAGAAGAAGAAGAAGCCUAAGAAGCAGGACGCGGACGCGGGCAAAAAAAGUGAGGAAAAAUCCGCGAACACUCUGAAGAAAAAGGGGAACAAGCUGAGCAAGGUUCCACCGCCAAAUGCUCAAGGGGUUGAGUCUUUGAUGACGGCGGACCGCUCACAAUCAGCCCCUGAGCUAGACAUCUUUCUUAAAUCUAACGCUGCUAAACUAGAUACUCCCAUUCCAACGCCACCAACCGAGAUGGCCAACCAGAAACUUGACAGCAAGCCGAAGAGCAAAGGCUUCUUAUCUGGGUUCCUAUUACAACAUGGGAAUGUGGCGGCCGUCCAGAAAAUCCUUGAUAGCCAGCGAACGAGCAGCGAUGAAAACCAUUCCGGAGGGUCACCUAUGUUGAAACCUCAAACUACCGCCCCAGUAGACUCUAACUUCAUAAGUCCUCGAAAGCCUCCUUCAAUCGGGUCGGCCGUCUCGAAUUCAACUCGCUCCAUUUCUUCUCUGGAUCAACUGCCGUCAAGCGCUCGAAAUUCAUCCGGCUCAAGCCAUGGUCGUUCACAAUCAUUACUGUCGUCCACCUUAAAUAAGCUAAAAGGGCCGUCCUAUCUCUACUAUCGCCCUCCCGAAAUGUCCAACGGCAUCAAAUUCCAGCGUCCGAGCAGCUCUCGCGAACCAGAUACCACUACCAGCUGGUUGGACGACCAACCUUCAAAACGACCCGUGGUACAACAGCCAGAACGUCCUAAAGAGCGGCCAUCGAAAUCGAUAGAGUCUACCCAAAAACUUCCCGAGUUUUCAUUUCCGCCGAAACCCAAACAUGCUGCCACUCAACCUACAGUAGAAGUCGUCGCUCGUAAUACUCGACCUCAAGCUCGUAUAGAAGAUCCGGGAGACGCUGGUAACGGAAACGAGGCACUAGAACCUAACUCAUACCGCGGUCGUCGUAUUCAGAUGCCACAGGAUCGCGUGCCGACUCGAGAAGGAGCUAUGGAGAGGGAGAGGCGAUCUCGACCCGAGCGUGCGCCUCGGGCUCCAAGGCAGCCGGUCGAAUAUGUAGAGAAUGAUGAAGAUAUUCCUCAACGAGCUGAGCAGCUUCGCCGAAGACUCGAGUCAAAGUACCACGUCAAGCAACAGAUGAAUGGAUAUAUGCAGCCGCAAGUAGAAACUUGGGUGGAGUCUGAGCACAGUCCGGGGCUAGGGCCUUCUGGUCAGCAAGAACCCACAGAUAUCGACAAUGAAAAGCUCGGUCACGCAGAGUUUAGCUUCAGUAGGGAUGAAGAAGAUGAUAGGGGAUCUAUCGGCACUCAUGCAUCAACGAUUCGACCAGUUUCUCGAAGACAAGGACGUAGUUCCCCUACGACGGACGGAAGGAAGCACGUUACUUUUCCACCCAAUCCGAACACGAUCGGGAGAGCUGUCACGUCUGGUUCGGCCGACGAAGAAGUGCAAGUACUUGUCACGGAGCCGCCAAAGCCAAAGAAGCCGACCGAAUUAGAGGAGGUCAUACCCGAAGGAAAACCGUCAAGGCUAGACAGAUCCGCUGAUUACCUCUCUUUCGUUAAUCAGUCGUAUGCUCCUCCCUCUUUAGAGCUACGGUCGCCAAACGAGGGCAAAUUCCCAUCGCCGCGAAUCGACGAAGAACCCGAAGAAGAGGACGACUUAGAUCGUAUAUUACAGCAUAUUCCGGUUAGAAAAGUCAACGAAUUUGCCUCGUCGUCCGAAUACCCAAGUCAAACUGCUAUGCCAAGUUCGAAUGCCACUAGUAGGAUUAUAAGACAAAAGCCAGCCAAGAACUCUCCUUCUCUUUCUUCUCAUUAUUCCGAUAGCGACGUACCGGCGCUCGAACGACUAGGCAUAUCGCCGAAAGCCGCAAGGAUUCUCGCCGGGGUAGAAACAUCCAGCACAUCGACUUCUCAAUCAAGUACGGAUCCCAGUAGGACCAACUCGGAGAGGUCGUCAUCUUCCACAUGCGACGAUACUCCUCCGUCGCCGGUCAUGGUACCGACACCCGACAGUUCCCGACUACGACCGCAAAAAGAACUUUCGGUCCCCCGGAUGGACGUUCAGGACAGGGCUCCGCGAAGGGCCUACCGACCCCCAGCUGUGGAGUUGCCUUCAAAAAACACUUCGCGGUCUAGCAGUAGAGAUGUGGUCGGCCAGGAUGACAGCUGGAGCCGAACAGCAUUGCCAAUAGAUCUUGAAAAUAAUUCCGCUGCCGCAUCCAAGUUGAACGGUCUGACAUCUAGCCCACAACUAGUGCCAAGCCCUACCUCAGCCUCUUUUACAGAGGACAUCAAGGAAACUCUAGACGAGGACGAACUGAUGAAUAGGAACCCGCACCAACAUUCCUUACCGCCUAGGGCUCAAUCUGCUCUUGAUGUCCAUUCAAGGAAUUUCUUGCCGGAUUUAAGGCAUCAGUCCCUACAGCAGAAGAAAGUGAAAGAUGUUACAAUAUCAGCUAGCCUCCCUAACACGCCGCCACCAGAAAUAGUUGACAAGGCACCUCGAAAAUCUGCGCUGAGAACGUCUCGCAAAAACAGUGCCAACAGUGAUGAAUCUUCCACCGUAGUCUCCCCUGGUGCCGCUUAUCUCCAAGAGGCCCGAAAGGCCGCGCCGAUUCCGCCCGCCUCUACUUCUAGGGCGUUGCGACCGCACAACGCGCAUAAAAACUCGUCCACUAGUAUCAAGAGCGCCGGGACUUCGGAUGGCCGAUCGGAACCCCUCGCUAAAAUGUUGGUUGAAUGCUGUAGUUGCAAGUUCUUUCACGAUAUGCCGUCGAGGGUGUACGAAUGCAUGGCUAAGCCCGACUCGCUUGUCGAGGACAAAUUGCUUGGUGUUUCGGCUACCAUCACCACGAUGGUCAAGUGCCCGUGGUGCGGGCAUGGCAUGAGUACCCAGUGCUGUUCCGGCUACGCUGCAGUGGUCUACCUCAAGGAAAAGCUUCACGGAAAAUAA